AGCAGCUGCAAGCUUCAGAAUUAGCAUGGUGAGGUCUGUGGCACUGCAGUAUGGCCAUACAGUGGAAGAAAUGAGAGAAAACCAGGACUAACAUGGACGAGUCCAGCAUUCUUCGGCGACGAGGGCUUCAGGAAAAGAGAGCAGCUGGUGACCUGUCCUGGGCAUAGCAUAUGGAUGCAGUAAUGAAGAAGGAACCAGUGUCUCUACUAUCUUGGAAGCUUAACUAGAUUUGGCAUCUCACCAAACACCCAAAAAAGAUGCGCUUUUGGUAGUGUCCUGACUGGGUACAUCAUGGUCAGGUAUAGCAGUUCCAGCACACAGGAAAACAAGAGGUUGUACAGUAGUGUACACAGUCCAGUCCACCUUGGACACCUCCCUCACCAUCACUGACGGCAUCUGUAGGAGGCACUGCCUCAAAAACAUGGUGUCAUCAAAGAUCUCCGCCAUAUACAUCAUGCCUCUUCUCACAACCAUUGUUAGGCAGGAAGCACAUAAGCUCAAAGACCCACACCACCAGGUCUAGGAUCAGCUGCUUUGCUAUGGUCAUUAGGUUCUUGAGCUUACCUGCACAACCCUAAAGCUACCUCAGCAAUGGAACCCGCCACAAACCACCUGCCUUUGCACUGCAUAGUACAGUUGGCUCUCCUUAUCCGCGGGUUCUGCAUGCGUGGAUUCAACCAACCGCGGAUCAGGAAAACCGGAAGUUCUCUCUCCAGCACUUGUUGUUUGAGCAUGUACAGACUUUUUUUCUUGUCAAUUAUUCCCUACAAAAUACAGUAUAAGAACUAUUUACAUUUACUUUGUAUUAGGUAUUAUAAGUAAGUCGGAACAGAUACAUCCGGUAUUAUUUAGUGUCAGUUAGUCAAAUGUUUGUCUUAGUAUAUAGUAUAUAUUUUACCUUUCUAUGCAUAUAAAACACUUAAGAAAUGUACGUAUUUCAAUAAUUAAUCCACUGCGUUGCUUAGUAAUAAUUGUAGCUUUCAUCGGGGCAGGGCCUUCACAUGCUCCAUUAUUCUCUCUUUAUCUUUUAAAAUUGUUUUGAUCGUCGACUGACAGUAGCCUAACGCUUUUCCGGUGAUCGAGAGCGUUUCACCUCUCUCUGAUCGCUUUAUUAUUUCAAAUUUAUUUUCAAUCCUGAUUGUUUUCUGGAACAGAGACACUGCGGGCAGGGGGUCCCGGAACCAAUCCCCCCCACCCCCCUGUGGCUAAGGAGGGCCCACUGUACUUUUACACAUGAUAAACUCAAUUUGAAUCAUCUUUUUCAAACAGUACUACAGGUCUCAUGGUGACUUGCUUCCACUCUAGUUCUAAGGAGUGGAACCUGGGUUGUUUUAGUGGAGGUAGUCAUUCUACACCAGCUAUCUUGUGCUCUUUGCAGUGAGGUGUCACCCCAAUGGCAGAGAGGUCCAAGAAAGGCAAGGCUUUUCUGCUGAGAAUCAAUGCAAAUAUUUGUGAGUAUGUACUUGUUUAACUGUGUACAGACAAAUUAUCUUGAGCACUUUCUCUUGGACACCCUGUUUCUGCCUCUCUUUGCUUCAUUCCCUCCUAUUUCCGAAAUUUGUUUCUCCAGCAACUCCUCCCCCCAACCACCACUGUCUGAUUUUCUCAGUCAGUCUCUCCUUUCUUACUGUUGCCUGUUUUCCUCACCUCUAUCCUGGCUGCCCCCACUCAAUCUUGCUGUGCCCAUGCCCACAUAAAGCGAACCAACUCCCAUUAUGCCUGAGUCCUUGAUAUCUAGAAAUCUACUGUUUGCUCUUUAAGUCAACCUAAUAACUAGGCUUUUACACAUUUGUUGUCGAUAAUUCCAAGAAAUUUCUGUAUAAUUAUGUUCCAACCCCCUUAGUCUCAGUCUGUGACCCCUGGACCUGUGCUCUUCACCUGGGGAAAACCCCUACAAUGCAUUUAUCGUGUUUUGCCAUCUAAGACUUUUGUACAUUUCAAUGAGAUCUCCUCUCAUCCUAUUGCAAUCUGAACAAUACAGGCCUAGUCCAGCUAAUCUUUUCUCAGACGGCAACUUGACAUUCUAUAAACCAGUCUGAUUGUUUUCCAUUGCACUUCCUCUAUGACAACUUUUUUGAGGUAAGGAGAUCAAAACUGUGCACAAUAUAGUCUCACCAGUUAUUUUCAGCUUGAUCUCUUUAUUCUUGGAUGCAAAUUAUCUUAUAAUAAAGGCCAGCAUAUUACUAGCUGCAUCUAUUGUAUAAACUUUUCGUCACUUAUGUACAAGGAUGUACAAAUCCUUUCAUACAUCAAUGUUUGAAGAAUACUUUUCUGUUUAAUCAUUGAAGUAGAUGACCUUGCAUUUUAUUGGUUAAUGUCUCACUUGGCCACUGAUGUCACUCGGUACACGGAAUAACCUUGAAUUUGGGGCUUCUGCUGGCUGGUGAUCUUUUGACUCCUGGGUUAACUGUCGGCUUCACUCCUCUUAAACUCAUGAGGCCUCUGAAAAAGGAUCUAGUACCUUCCCAGCGUAUAUGACAAAUAAACUCUUUAUUCUGUAUGAUGUCAUUCUAUAUGGUAUCAUCCCUGAUGACGAUGGCGGCGUUUGUCAUCGAAACGUCAGUUAUAAUCGAUCUCUGGCUAGAAGCCCAAGGAAAGUUUAUUCGUCACGAGGCCUCUGUUUCCCAUGCUGCUCUUGUGUGGUGUCUGUGAAGUCUUAAUAUGCUUCUCCUAAGUCCCCUGAGCUUUUGUUUCCUGCACCUUUUGUGAUUUGCCACAAAACACAUAAAUUCAGCAGAGCAAGACUGGCAGUCUGCAUUUAAGGUGAGCUACAACCCAGUGUUUUCAAGCAGAUCAGUUUUUAUGCACAGAGUGCUGCUGCCUUGGAGUAACGGCCUUAGCAGUCAUGCAAAUUUUAACGUGAUGAAUGACUGGUUAUAUCGUUUAGGUGUUGGUUAGGGCAUCCAGGAAACUGGCUGCUUUACAAUACGCUGCCUUCGCUGAUGGCUGUAAUUUCAUGUGUCAUUGAAAGGACAAUGGCGCUGAUAAUGCAGAAGUCCAGGAGAAAGUGGGGAUCACAACCUCCUACCCUACAGACCAAAGUUCCACUAAGCAAGUUAACCUGCUACUUGAAGCUGAUGGGUGUGCCUGGAUUGUAGAAAAGCUGACGUUGUUUUGUUCUAAUGGUGUUAGAGAUUAGCUGUGUGCUUAUUGAAUAGUGGCAUUGACAAGUGGACUGCUUUUCAUCGUGUUUCUUGCUAUUUGACCCAUACGAUGUUGAUGUAUGAAUUUGAAUCUCAAUAAUGCAUUAAAGACUGAUUAUAUACCGUGAUCGUCAUGGUAACGUAGUGGUUAGCAUGACACUAUUACAGCUCGGGGUAUUCUAGAGCCUCUGUACAUUCUGUCUGUGGAAUGUGUGGGUUUUCUCCGGGUGCACCGAUUUCCUCCCACAGUCCAAAGACAUACCACAUAGGUUAAUUGGUCGUUAUAAAUUGUCCCAAGGGUAGGUUAGAGUUUGUUGGGGUUGCUGGGGCAGUGAACCUCGAAAAGCUGGAAGGGUCUGUAUCAAUAAAGUAAAAAGUAAAUACAUUCUUGGACAGUAAAGGAAGUUGUUUGCAUUUGAUAUUAAUGAUGAAUAAUGAGACCACUGUCUGCAAAUAGUGUAGAAUAAACUGUUAGUACAAUAAUGAUGUAGCUUUACUUAUACUGAGUAGGGCACUGUCAAAUCAGGCAUGUUUCGUUGUGUAUUUUUUUUCAAAAUCUAACCUUUAUUCAAUGUAAUAUAAGUACCAGGAAAGUCAUAACUUGUCAUUAAUGGGGAGUUGCAUUGCUGCAUUUUCAUUGGGAAAUUCUUAGAAACAGAAGCAAUGAUUAUUUAUGGUUCUCUGUCUAUAUGGAAUAGUUUGACUUUAGCUUGCUGCCAGUUUUAAUGUUACUACUCUGCUUCAACGUUCAGCUAGAUCCUGGAUUUACUGUCAGAUUGCUGGCAGGUGGUAAGAGUGGGCUCCCUCACCUCCACCCCUCUGACUUUCAACACAAGAGCCCCUCAGGGCUGUAUAAAGUCCCCUCCUUUACUCCCUGUAUACCCAUGACUGUGUCACCACCCACAGCUCUAAUCUGCUAAUUAAAUUUGACAAUGACACAACAUUGAUUGGCCUAAUCUCAAACAAUAACGAGGUGGUUUACAGGGAAGAAGUCAUCUCUCUGACACAGUGGUGUCAAGAAAACACUCUCUCCCUCAAUGUCACAAAAACAAAGAAACUGGUUAUUGAUUACAGAAGGAAUAGAGAUGGGUAACCCCUAUUGACAUCAAUGGAUCUGGGGUUGAGAGGGUGAACAGCUUUAAUUUCCUCGGCAUCCACUUCACGGAGGAUCUCAUGUGAUCUGUAUACACCACUUGUGUGGUGAAAAGGUACAGUAGCACCUCUUUCACCUCAGAUGGUGUGGGAGACAGUUUGGUAUGGGUUCCCAAAUCCUAAGAACUUUCUACAGGGCCGCAAUUGAGAGCACCCUGACUGGCUGCAUCACUGCCUGGUAUGGGAACUGUAUCUCCCUUAAUCGCAGGAUUCUGCAGAGAGUGGUGCGGACAGCGCAGUGCAUCUGUAGUUGUGAACUUCCCAUGAUUCAGGACAUUUACAAAGAAAGGUGUGAGAAAAGGACCCGAAGGAUCGUUGGGGACCUGAGUCACUCUAACCGUGAUCUCUUCCAGCUGCUACCAUCCAGGAAACAGUGCCACAGCAUAAAAGCCAGGGCCAACAGGCUCCAGAACAGCUUCUUCCACCAGGCCAUCAGACUGAUUUGAAUGUUUACUAUGUUACAUUGACUGUUCUAUUUAUUAUAUAUCAUAAAUUACUACGAUUGCACUUUUAGACAGAGAUGUAAUGUAAAGAUUUUUACUCAUGCAUGCUGCAAAGAAAUAAACUCAAUUUGAUUCUUCUGUUCCCCAUGAACUUUACUAAAAUCAUCUCAACCAAUGGAACUGAUGCCAUUGUGAUCAACUGCUUUCACUCGUAUUCUUUCCUUUUGUGAAGACAAUCCAGCUCAAGGAGGUAUUUAGUUUCUAAGUGCUUUAAUUCCUUUCAUGCAUGCAGUCCCAGCACACCUGCACAGGUACCCGCUGCUACCUGGUUUGUACCCAAGUGGGCUUCAAUUCAAACUUCCCAGACAAUGAUUAACUAUUGUAAGUUAUUAUGGUUUAACCACAUUAACUCUUAUCUUUGUGCUGUUCCACACAUUUUGCACAGUUAAUUUUGAAUAACUAGUGCAACAUGUUCUGCUAACAAGUCCUAUUGGAGAACUAAUCCAAUCUCCCAGAAUAAAAACUUCCAUUCCAUUCCUCAAUUUCAUCAAAAAAAUUAAAUGGAGUAUUUUACAAGCAAGAGUUAUUAAAUGAAGAAUAAUUGAUCUUAUAAGUAUCCUAAAGUGUCCCUGAAUUGUAUGGAAUGACAUGUAUUUGUGCAGACAUGCAGGUGAAAUGGGGGAAAUUACAGCUGAGUGUGCUUGAUAUGUGUUUGGGGUACUGAUGAAAACAAGUGUGGCCAGUGCCUCUGCACAGUCAUAACAAAAUAUCUGAGAUGGGGGAAAUCAUUUAUCUGAUUAACAAGAAUGUCCAUUCACUCUGUAAUUGUCCCAGAUCAGCUGAGGGAUUUUAGGAUGAAAGUGUCAGGUUACCAAUGAUAGGAGUGGGGCAAUUACAGAAGUCCAACGACCAAGACCCUUGGAAUUCUUUCCUUAAACCCUACCUCUUAGGUAGCUUUGGGCAAAGCCUACAGGGGUGUUUUAAAUGAACGUUGGUGCUGUAACUGGCAGCAUCAUCUUUGUGAGGAAUAGAGGAAGUGCCUACGUUCUUAGCCCCAGAUAAGCCUGUGGAACGCGUUCUUUUCUUGACACUUUCUAAAUCUUCUUAUCUGGUUUGCAAAAAUAACAUAGCAUGUAACCUUGAGUUGAGCAUCCAGCAUCAACUCCUCACCUUUGCAAAGGCAGCCUCCUUUCGGCACUUUGGUCCUGCCUAUUCUUCAUGUUCCAGAUCUUAUUUGCUUUCCCACUCUGUGGAACACUUAUCCAUUACUCCUUCCUGACCUUCAUUAUCUUAACUUGGAGAUCCUUUCUGGCCCUUUCAAAUCUCCUUAUUUAUUUUGUGAAUUUCUCCCUAUCGGCAGGCUUGCUAUAAGACUAUAGAACAUCGGAGCAAGGUCAGGCCAUUCAGCCCGUUGAUUCUGUUCCAACAUUCAGUCAUGGCUGAUUUGUUAUCCCUCUCAAUCCCAUUCCCUUCUCCCUAUAAUCUUUGUCACCUUUGUUUAUCAAGAAUCUAUGACUUGGCCUCCAAGGAGUCUUUGGAUUCCACAGAUUCACCACCUUCUGGCAAAAGAAAUUCCUCCUCAUCUCUGUUCUAAAGGGAGUCCUUAUUUUCUGAGACUGUGCCAUCUGACCCUAGACUCCCCCACUAUUAGAAACAUCUUCUCCACCUUCACUCUAUUUAGAUCUUGCAAUAUUCGGUAGGUUUCAAUGGGACCUUCCUCCCCUUCCAUUAUUCUAAACUCUAUAAGACCAUAAGUACAUGCCAAGAGCCAUGAAAAUACUCAUGCAUUAACCUUUUCAUUUCCCAGGAUCAUUCCUGUAAGCCUCCUCUGGACCAUCACUAAUACCAGCAUAUCAUUCCUUGGAUAAGGGGCCUAAAACUGCUGUCAACCACCUUAGCCUUACACUGCCUUUUACUUCCUGAGCUCUCCUUCCUGUCCAUGUCCCUGUUCUCCUUAAAACUCAGGUUUUGAUAAACAUUUGGUUACCAUCCCAAAUAUUUUCUUUUCACUUCUCCAUUUCUAUUUUUUUAUUCCAAGAAGUGCUGUCUUCCUAUUAUUUUUGCUCUACAGCCUUUCCUUAAUCUAGGGAAGAGAUUCAUUCUAGGACUACACGCAACUUCAUAAAUUAGUUGAGGGGAUUGCAUUAUCAAAAUUCUGUUCCAAUGCAAUCUCCUUCGCGCUCUCACACUCUGUGUCUCUGUCUGUCCUUCCACUGGUUUAUUUAAAUUACCACUCAUGGCAAGUAAUAUGCCUUUUGAGUGGAUCUGAAAGGUCUUACAUUUAAAGGAAAAGGGUAUUCUUUCCAUUCUCCUGACCAGUAUUUCUCUCAAACACUGUCACUACCUAUUAUCACAAUGCUGUUUUUGUGCAGGAGCAGUAACCAGACUUCAUUGGCUGCAAUUCCUUUGGGACAUCCUCAGUUUGUGAAAGAAUUGAGCCUUCCCCGAAGAGGGAGUCUCCUGACACCAAGAAGCUUGAGCCCAACACCCACAAGUCCAUGCAGUCCAUGUAGUCCACUACAUGCUUUUCACUUUUGGAGUUGCCGCACUAACAACAGGAAAAGUCUGAUAGGAAGCAGUCAGUCGACAGCCCUUCCUCGUCCUCACUCACCUCUCCCUACUCAUUCAGCAGGAAACAGCCCUCAAGACAGCCCAAGAAAUUUCUCUCCCAGUGCCUCUGCUCAUUUUUCGUUCACUCGAAGUCAUGGCCACAGAACGGACAGGAGUGACGGGCGUCGAUGGUCUUUGGCUUCCCUUCCAUCAUCUGGCUAUGGGACAAACACUCCAAGCUCCACUGUGUCGUCAUCCUGCUCAUCUCAGGAAAAGUUGCAUCAGUUGCCGUACCAGCCAACUCCGGAUGAGCUGCACUUCCUUUCCAAGCACUUCUGCAGUACAGAUGCCAUCUCGAACGAGGAGAGGCGCAGGCCUGUCUCAAUGCGACCACGUUCCAGGAGCCUGAGCCCUGGACGUUCUCCAGCCUGCUUUGAUAAUGAAAUUAUCAUGAUGAACCAUGUCUACAAAGAGCGAUUUCCAAAGGCCACAGCCCAGAUGGAAGAGAGGCUGCAGGAUAUUAUCACGAGCUAUUCUCCUGACAACGUUCUUCCACUGGCAGAUGGAGUCCUCAGCUUUGCUCAUCAUCAGAUCAUUGAACUGGCACGAGAUUGCCUGGAUAAGUCCCGGCUGGGCCACAUCACUUCUAGAUACUUCUUCGAAUUGCAGGAAAAAUUAGAAAAGUUGUUACAGGAAGCUCACAAGCGUUCUGAAAGCAAUGAACUAACCGUCAUUGAUCAGUUGGUGAGGAAAUUACUCAUCAUCAUAGCUCGCCCUGCUCGAUUGCUGGAAUGCCUUGAAUUUGAUCCGGAAGAGUUUUAUCAUUUGCUAGAGGCAGCAGAAGGACAUGCGAAAGAAGGACAAGGCAUUAAGUCAGAUAUUCCCCGCUACAUUAUCAGUCAACUGGGCCUUACUAGAGAUCCUUUGGAGGAAAUGGCCCAAUUGGCUAGCUACGAUAGUGGGACAGCAGAGAUUCCUGAAACAGAUGACUCAGUGAGUAGCUUUAGUCCUUCAGUGCAAGGUAGGCGUAAGCCUCAUGAACUUGACUUUGAGACCAUGAAGCUGAUCAGUAAUGGAGCCUAUGGAGCUGUGUAUUUGGUGCGCCAUAAAGAAACCAAACAGAGAUUUGCAAUGAAGAAAAUAAACAAACAGAAUUUGAUCCUCAGAAACCAAAUUCAGCAAGCGUUUGUUGAGAGGGAUAUUCUGACUUUCGCUGAAAAUCCCUUUGUGGUCAGCAUGUACUGCUCGUUUGAAACCAAGCGGCAUUUGUGCAUGGUGAUGGAAUAUGUGGAAGGUGGAGAUUGUGCUACACUAUUAAAAAACAUGGGCCCUUUACCAGUGGAUAUGGCAAGACUGUACUUUGCCGAGACAGUGCUCGCCCUGGAGUACCUCCACAAUUACGGAAUUGUUCACCGAGAUCUGAAACCAGAUAAUUUGCUUGUGACAUCAUUGGGGCAUAUCAAACUGACGGAUUUUGGAUUAUCAAAAGUCGGGCUGAUGAACAUGACAACAAACCUUUAUGAAGGACACAUUGAGAAAGAUGCCAGAGAAUUUGUUGACAAGCAGGUCUGUGGAACCCCAGAAUACAUUGCACCUGAAGUAAUUUUGCGGCAAGGAUAUGGCAAGCCAGUGGAUUGGUGGGCCAUGGGGAUCAUUCUUUAUGAAUUUGUCGUUGGCUGCGUGCCUUUCUUUGGAGACACGCCUGAGGAACUCUUCGGACAAGUGAUUAGUGAUGAGAUAAACUGGCCAGAAGGAGAUGAAGCUCCUGCAUCGGAAGCUCAGGAACUCAUCACUCUGCUACUCAGGCAGAACCCUUUGGAGAGAAUGGGGACAGGUGGUGCCUAUGAGGUAAAGCAGCACAGAUUUUUCCACGAUUUGGACUGGAAUGGACUGCUGAGGCAGAAGGCAGAAUUCAUCCCUCAACUGGAGUCCGAGGAUGAUACAAGCUAUUUUGACACUCGGUCAGAGAGAUACCAUCAUAUGGAAACGGAGGAGGAGGAGGAAGAGACAAAUGAAGAGGAUUUUAAUUUGGAAAUAAGACAGUUUUCAUCAUGUUCCCACCGAUUUAACAAAGUUUAUAAAAGCAUGGAUCGAAUAUCACACAUUGAUGAGAAACGAUUCAUGGAGAAGAUUCAAGUGGAGAAGGACAAUACAGGUGGGAAGCUAAAGAAGGCCAACACUUUACAUGUUGACUCACUGACCUGGAUUCCUGACUCUGAAAUGCAACAUCUGUCUCUCUCUCAUUCAUCAAGCAGCGAGAACAACAACUGCUACCAUCGUUCUGGGAUGCUGCCGAGCUUUGCUAUCUCUGCCGAAGAUGACGAGUCUCUGUCUCAUGAAGACUGCAACAGGGACCAGGACAAGAUCAUGUUUUCCAUAGGAGCAUCACAGGACGAGAUUGAUGCAACUACUCCAAGCACCAUCAGUAGUUCAACUCUGUCAGUUGGCAGUUUUUCAGAACAUCUGGAUCAAAUUAACUCCAAAAGUGACAGUGUGGAAAGCACAGAUACGUCUUCAAAGUCUGCAAGUGACAACCUUCCACAGCUGGCUCGCCAGCGCCUAGAAAGUUCAGAGAAAGAAAGAACAGGCAAAGUGAUGAAAUCAGCAUCUGCCACCGCACUGUCUCUCAUGAUCCCUGCAGAUGUGUACGGUGUUUCUCCAUUGGCUAGUCCAAUCUCCCCACAUUCUCUUUCAUCUGACCCCUCAUCAAGAGAUUCGUCACCCAGCCGGGACUCCUCGACAAGCUCUGGAAGCCCAAAGCCUCCCAUAAUUAUCUACAGCUCAGGAAAGAAGUAUGGUUUCACACUACGCGCAAUUCGAGUGUACAUGGGUGAUAGCGAUGUUUAUACAGUCCAUCAUAUUGUUUGGAAUGUUGAAGAAGGGAGUGCGGCUCAUUCAGCAGGUUUGAAGGCUGGUGAUCUCAUCACACAUGUAAACAGCGAGCCAGUGCUUGGCCUAGUUCACACUGAAGUGGUAGAACUUCUUGUCAAGAGUGGAAACAAGGUUGCUAUCACAACCACACCCUUUGAGAACACCUCGAUCAGAACUGGCCCAGCAAGAAGACCCAGCCACAGAAGCAGAAUGAUGAGGCGUAGUAAGAAAACCAAAAAGAAGGAAGGUCAGGAAAGGAGGAGAUCUCUCUUUAAAAAGUUUGCAAAGCAGCCUGUCAUACUUCACAGCAGCCGGAGUUUCUCGUCCCUGAACCGCUCGUUGUCAUCCAGUGACAGUAUGCCUGGGUCACCCACACACAGCUUAUCGCCCAGGUCACCAACGCAAACCUUCCGCUCAGCUCCUGAUUUUCAGUCCGGUACAAAUUCCUCACAAAGCAGUUCCCCUAGCUCAAGUGCUCCAAAUUCACCUGCUGGCUCUGGUCACAUCAGACCAAGUACUCUUCAUGGAUUAAGCUCAAAGCUAAGUGGACAAAGGUAUAGAUCGGGGAGACGUAAAUCAGCCGGUAACAUCCCGCUAUCUCCCCUGGCACGAACCCCUUCUCCGACGCCACAGCCAACUUCACCUCAGAGGUCACCAUCACCUUUGCUCGGACACUCAGUUGUGGGUUCCAAAAUGCCGCAACCUUUUCCGGGCAAGAUGCACUCACCACCCACUAUUCUGAGGCACAUGGUUCGGCCAAAGAGUGCCGAGCCCCCCAGGUCGCCAUUACUGAAGAGAGUGCAGUCCGCCGAGAAGCUUUCUCCAUCUUACACUUCUGACAAGAAGCAGUUGUGCACUCGUAAGCACAGCCUCGAGGCCUCCCAAGCAGAGGGGAGGAAGGAGUCCGUGCCACGGGACCUGUGUCUGCAUAGCUUAGAAGAGAAUGCAUUUGAAAUGCCAUCCGUCACCAAAGUCCGCCCUGUGGAACAAGGGUGCCUCAAGCGCCCUGUAGCAAGAAAGAUGGGAAGGCAGGAGUCAAUGGACGAAGCUGAGAAAGAGAAGCUAAAGGAGGCAGCAAUGAAGAAGAAGACCAACUGGAACGUCAGGCGUGAAUCCCUUCAGAAACAAAACGCAAUACAGGAGCCAAACUCCGGGCAUGAGAAAGCAGCUCCAGAGACCGGGGAGGAGGCUGAGGCCAUUGUGGAAGGGGCUGAAGACUUUAAGUGCAAUGACAUUAAAAUUCAACUUCCAAACCAACGCUGCAGCAUUGUAAGUGGCCCGUCGUUACUUUCUGACCAAGAGCCAAGUACAAGCUCUGACGUUCACGAGGACUGCCCAUCAGCCCUGCCCGAUUCAGAGGUUGUGAGCUGUAUGUCAGUGUCCAACAUAGCGAGCUCUGAGAAGCUCUCAAACCCAUCCCAAAAGGUGGAGACGUUCUGUGGAAAGGAUGGUGGGUUGGAACUGACUGGAAAACACACUAAAGAGCCAGCUGGUUCUGAAGGAUUGGAAACCAAAGCCAUCAACAUGGAGCAUUUGGGAAGCAAGAAAUGUUGCAGUGGAAAAGGUUCACCAGAAAUGUUCAAGAGUGAAAUAACCACAACUCUCCAUAACAAUCAGCCAAAGCCUUUAAUAGCUACAGGAAAAGAGGACUCUGCAUUUGUGAAGAGAAACAACACAUCACCAAACACUACUUGCAUUGCUCACAGUCACUUGAGGCCAAUACCAACUGACUGUCCUAAGAUAGUAACUGGCAUGGCUCAGGUCUCUUUAGACAAAGCACAGCUCGGUUUGGUGACCGAGAAUGCACCAAGACAAACGACUGAGUGUAAAAUGGACAGUCGAUCUAUUGUCAGUUUAAAGCCACUGGAAGGCACACUUGAUAUUGCUUUCUUGUCAGGCCCUAGUACCUCAAAGGUAGAGACAUGUUUAUCAAAAAGAUCUGAGCAGCAGGGUUCCGUAGUGAAGAGCACGUUACAUCAGAAACCCAGCUCUAUUCACAAUGCUCCUUCUAAAAGCAACACGCUUGAUAGUCUGUGUGGCAAGGUAGACAAAACAAAGAGCAUUUCUCAAAACUUGCCACUUGGUUGUUUAUCUGUUGAAGCUUUACCAGUGGACAAAGAGACUGAGGCAAAAAGCAGUUCAACGCAUUCAGUCAAGGAUGGAACCUGCAAGGCUGACUGCAGCCUUGGGUCUGCAGUCCAGAGCACAGGUUCAGAAGCAAGUGCAGCUACUCUGGCUAAAGACACCAUGGGCUUAAAAGGAAAUGAGCAAGUCAGUCACUUGCAGGCAUGUACUGUGAUGAAAGAGAAGACUUGCAAAGAUCCAACAAGGCUGCCCACUGCAGAGCAGCGUUCUUGUAGCACGCACUCGGAGGUGGCCACAAGCAGCCAGAAACUCUGUCCAAAGAAAAUAUUACAAGACACACAGCCGAAGAGUUCAUAGCAGGUCAAAAUGGAGGGCUCUUGUGAAGAGAACGAGGUGAAGUUGCAGAAGGUAUAACUUAAUAGACAGCAGUUCUUUUCCUUCGUAAGCAUGGCAGAAUCCCAUCCUCAGUAGCUAAAGCUUUUGGGUUGAUAUUUUCACCAAGUCAAACAUUGUUUACUGCCUUCCUUUUUGCUACCCCAUCCCUUCCCUCACUGUCCUCAAUUACUUUGUUUAUAAUGACCAAUAGAAAUAAUCUGAUAUUUAUAAAAGAUCACUUGAAUGUCUGAGAUAUUGGGUGCAAAAAGAUCUUUUAUGUAGAUAUAAUGUAAUAAAUGGCUUUUGCAAACUGGGGUGGGGAGAAGAACAUUUGCAGACACUUUCACCAUAAGUACACAAGAACACUACUUACACUCUGUGGUAAAAUGAAUAAAAUGUUAAUUUUGUGGUUAAAAUGUGGUGUUCUUCAUCGAUAGCAAUUUUCCACAUGAAAACAUCCUUUGGUGACAUUCAGUAGAAAUUGCUGUGUUAAUGGACAUUGUGUGGCUGUAGAGAAGCUUGCUGUUUUUAGCAGGUAAUGCUAAAAUAUACAUUCCAUUUGAAUGCAUUGGGUAGCUCCGUCCAUUUCAAGAAACAUCAUUUAUUUAAGGAAAAACUUGUACAUAAAGUAUGCUUAUGGGUUUUUUUUGUUUUAAAAAAGAACUGGGGACCCGUUGGAGCCACUCAGUGCUGAAUGGAAUUGACGUUUUAAAUUAAUCUUGCUAAGCCUUUAUCUGUUUCUGUGUAGAAAAUAAUGGGACUUGGUCUUUGUUUUGGUUUAAGUAAGCAGGAAUGCAGAAGUAGGAACAUAUGGUAGUGCUGAGAAGGCUUCGGGUAUGUGUUAGUCAGUAGAGACAAAUCCCUGUGAAGGAGUUAUUUCCCAUUCUCCAGCCUUUAAAAAGAAUCUGUGCUCUUAGCUGGUUUUAAAGCAUAUUAAACAUUUGUUUACAAAAUGUAUUAGAGAUGUAAAUAACUAUAUGGCAAUUCUACAUUUGCCAAAUCUGUGUGUGCCAUUUUGGAAACCUCACAGGUAUUUUGCUUGUGUAUGUAUGAAUUAGUGUUUUGGUAGUAAUGUACCAACCAACUGUUGAACAUGUGAAGAAUUUUGGGCUGUGUGGGAUCCGGUUUAUUGCGUUUGUCGUGGUGCAGGUGACGUUCGGUUUGUGCUGUACCUGUAGGCUUGGAGUACUCGCUGUAGUUGGACUGAUGCUUAAAGCAAUGGUUUGAAAUAUGCUGUCAGAACUGUGCAAUACAACAAUAAAAUGUUUGCAGCUUCUGUGUUUGUUUUUCCACCACAGAGCUUAGUGAAUGUUCUAACUGUUGCAUCGUAAUGGAAAAAAAUAUUUAUACUUAUGCAUUUGCAUAUCACAAAAAAAUAAAUGGUUUUCAGCAUGAAAAGGUGUC
This is a messenger RNA of Hypanus sabinus (Atlantic stingray), 14023 nucleotides long. RefSeq names its product microtubule-associated serine/threonine-protein kinase 4-like. The coding region runs from base 7094 to 12601 and encodes 1835 amino acids. Gene Ontology annotation, molecular function: ATP binding; magnesium ion binding; protein binding. NCBI's taxonomy places the organism in Eukaryota, Metazoa, Chordata, Chondrichthyes, Myliobatiformes, Dasyatidae. The record is from RefSeq and is a predicted model, not a curated record. Gene Ontology annotation, biological process: peptidyl-serine phosphorylation; intracellular signal transduction. The transcript has 30 exons.